Molecule: messenger RNA, 678 nt
Organism: Penicillium macrosclerotiorum
Lineage: Eukaryota; Fungi; Ascomycota; Eurotiomycetes; Eurotiales; Aspergillaceae
Exons: 1
Coding region: 1-678 (225 amino acids)
Source: RefSeq, a predicted model, not a curated record
AUGGAUGUCGAAGGAAAGAUGAAUGCUUUCCUCGCCACAACCGAGAUUGAUCUUGGCGUACAGAUGAAUAUCCCCGAAGAGACGCCGCUACCAGCAAACAACAACCUCAACUUGAACUACCCACAGUUCAGCAACGGCUACAAUAUGCAGCCGGCGCAAUACAACUGGGCAAUCUUGCAGAACCAAUCUCUUCAGCCCCAGCUGCAUGAGCUGCACACAAACGCGCAGAUGCAGCAAUCUGGGCCAUCGCGUCCGACACACAGGCCCGCUCCAGUGGCGAUCGCCAAUGAAGAAGCCCCCAAUACGGUCAACAUCAACCUCGGACUCGAUACCACAACGAUAUCAUAUCUAUCUUCUCUAUUCCGGGCGCGGAACCCGCCAGCAACAGUUACUCGCGUACUCGCAACAUCGCACCAUGACCCCACGCUGGUGAGUAGUAGCAACCACAACCCUGUUGAAGUGACUGUCCCCAGCGUGACAGGCUUCGAGAGCUACGAGAAUAUUCGCGCCAGCAUGCUGCGUACCGUUCACCCCGGGUUUGUUGAGACGGACAGAGAACCGCCUUCCAACAAGGCGGCGGUGGCACCGGGCGAGGAACCGCAAAGGGUGAUGAAUAUGGCGAACCGGCCUCUCUCACCAGAUCUCCUCUCACGUCUGGCGAAUGAAAAUAAGCGAUAG